UAGCUGGGCAACCUGCUAGCGGUAGUGAUGGAUGGAUUUGGCUGCUAAAUACAGAGGUUCCGGUGAUUAGUUUGACUUCUGUCGUGUUGGCUUUCUCCUCGCCUGUAUAUCCUAAUAUUACGGACCAAAUCCAACGCUUUAUAUCAUGUUUAAAGCAGAUUUCAUUAGCAUGCCAGUGAGUCUGUGUUUUUGCUGAGAUAGUGCUGAUCUGGCUGGCUCACCGAAGAGACUGCAAGACAUUGGUGCAGAGCUUUUCCAGUUAACUUCAACAAAAAAGGAUUUCUAAAUACAGAUUUGUGCCAGAAGAUGAACGGCCUGUCCAUACGAGAGCUUUGUUGCCUCUUUUGCUGCCCCCCCUGUCCCAGCCGCAUUGCAGCCAAACUGGCUUUUCUCCCUCCAGAGCCCACUUAUGCUUUGCUCCCCGACCCAGAUCCCGGAUCUGGAGCAACAACCGUGUCUGCCGCCAACUCUGGAGCUGCUCCCCCGUCACUCGGAGCGCCGGGACUGCGUUCGCGGCUGGGUAACGCUGGUGGAUCAGACAGAGGAGGCGGUGGAGGAGGUGGCGGUGGCAGUGGAGGAGGAGGAGGAGGAGGAGGAGGCGGCAGCAGUGGUGGCGCUGCCACCACCAGCAGCAGCAUCGCUGGGCCUGAAGGCAGGUGGAAGUUGCACCUCACAGAAAGGGCCGAGUUCCAGUAUUCGCAGAGAGAACUGGAUGUGACCGACGUGUUCCUGACCAGAUCUAGCCGAGGGAACAGGGUUGGAUGCAUGUACAUACGCUGUGCUCCCAACGCCAGGUUCACAGUGUUGUUCUCGCAUGGCAACGCCGUAGACCUGGGUCAGAUGAGCAGCUUCUACAUCGGCUUGGGCACCCGCAUCAACUGCAACAUCUUCUCCUACGACUACUCAGGCUAUGGCGUUAGUACCGGCAAGCCAUCUGAGAAGAACCUUUACGCAGACAUCGAUGCUGCGUGGCAUGCCCUGCGCUCUCGGUAUGGCAUCAGCCCUGAAAAUAUCAUCCUGUACGGACAGAGCAUUGGCACAGUGCCCACAGUAGACUUGGCAUCGAGGUUCGAGUGCGCUGCGGUGGUCCUUCAUUCUCCUCUCACCUCCGGCAUGAGGGUGGCCUUCCCUGACACAAAGAAAACUUACUGCUUUGAUGCGUUCCCCAACAUCGAGAAGGUUUCCAAGAUCCCGUCUCCAGUGCUCAUCAUUCACGGUACAGAAGACGAGGUGAUCGACUUCUCCCACGGCCUCGCCCUGUUCGAGCGCUGUCCCAAGGCCGUGGAGCCCCUGUGGGUGGAGGGGGCCGGCCACAACGACAUCGAGCUUUACAGUCAGUACUUGGAGAGGCUACGGCGCUUCAUCAACCAGGACCUGGCUGCGCAGCACGCCUGAGAAACAAGCAGCCUCUACGUGUUUGUAUCUAUGACACUGUGUAUGUGGGUGUGUGGAAGCGUGUUUGCGAUGAACGCGUGAGUGAUUUUUGGUCACAUCUGUGUGUCUUUUUGAAGCAGCACACCUGCAGGUUCAACACAAACACGACCGACGUUGUGUUUCCUGUUUUUAAAGGUGACAAAAAAAAAAGAAAUUUUUUAAAACGUCAUUAGCUUUAUACAUUUGUACAGUGUUGGUGAAACACUACAGAACUGGUGAAGUCAUUUCAGAGCUGCAAGCGUCGUAGGGCGACGUGGAAUUGCAGCUUUAAAACACGUCGACUUAAUUCAAUUGAUAAGCGAGAGAUUUUUUAUUUUAUUUUUUUUUUUGUCCACAAAGGCACACAGAUGUAAUUCUGAAGUGGUGUUGGUGAGUAUGCUGUGAUUGUGUGUGUGUGUGAUUGUGUGUGCGUUCAAACUUCUCUGGAUCUGUGUGCACACAUUGGUAUGCGUGAGUGAAUGUGUGUAGAAAUGAAGGACAUCCUGAUGACUUGGAAACCUAGAGUAGUGGAAGGCUAAUGAGGACAUCAAUAUUGAUGUUUCUUUUUUGUUUUUUAAUCAUGUGAUUUAUGUAUAAUAAUGAAGAAUACCUCCACAGUUUGACUAGUUCUCUUUUCCAGUGGACAAAUACUGAUCAAGCAUGUAUCCCCCCCCGUCUCCACUACUUGUUUAUCUUUUUAAUGGACAUCAAUCUGACUGCCAGGGCAUUCCCAAGUUUUUCUCCAGCUAACACUAACCUACUUAAUGUGUGGUUUGGGGGUGAUCUGUCUCCAGUCCUCUUGUUGUAGCCUGAAAUCUUUUCACAGCUUGCGUGGCUACAGAGUGUCUCAUACUUUCCCUCGUUAUUAAUUCUCAAAAGGCCAACUUCCAUGUCCUAAACUUUCCACUAAGUAGCAGAAACGUGUUUCAGGGGAAUAAAUUAGAUUUCCCAUUCCAAAAAAAAAAAAAAAAAAGUUUUAAUUUUCUCGGGAUUUUUUUUUUUUUUUUUAAGUGCAAGUCUGCUUUGUCAUUUUAUCGUGUAAACUCAGAGUGGGCGCGCGGAAAGAUUUAAAGAGACGUUUGCAGACACUCCAGGAAGUGGCUGCUCCUGAACAAGAAGCGGUAAAGAAAGUAGCACCUCAUAAGACCGCAACGAGGUGACGCAGCAGAGAGGUUGCUGUGAUUGAAAGGCUAUAAUGACGUGCGAGUUAUUUUAGUGUUCUUGUUUAUUGGGUGGAAUGGAACAAGAUGCAACUUUGUCACUUUUUUCUUAAAAAAAAAAAAAAAAAAACGAACUUGGGGAUUUACAUUUCUUUUGGAUUUUCUUUAAUCGACACAAACUUUAAAUGCAUCCUUACUGAUAUUUGGAUAUAUGUCUCGUAGUAAGUUGAAGGCAAGCCGCACAAGUUUCAGGAAGCUCUAACAUGUUUGUGGCAGAAUCCUGCCUGAAUAUCUGAACACGGAUCCAGCUUUUAAAGAUGGUCCAGCAGUUUUUCCAGCAUAUUCCAAAAGCUUGAUGUUGGUCAACUUAAAAACCAGUUUCUAUUUAUAUUUGGGAUCAUCGUUCCUGUUGAAAACCCAAUCAUGUGUCUAUUGGUUUGAGUUGAGUAAUUUGGAGGCAGUCCUCCAUCUUUUUUUUUUUUUUUAUUGUUCCUGUACUGCUGUCAGCAGAAUUGACCUCUCAGCAUGAUGCUGCCUCCACCCUUCGUUGGUUAAAUAUAGUUUUAUGUUUGAAAGCCUCACUGACCUACUUGUAUCUUCUCGAUUGGGUCAUUGUCUCCCUUCACCAUAAAACCUUUGGCUUGACUUUGUGGCCAACUGCAGGUUUCAGGUUUUGGAGCAGCUCUUCCUCGCUCCGCUGCCUCUCAGUCCUUGCUGAUAUUAAACUCGGUUCACUGGACGUUGAUACUGGUGUUUCAGCAGCUUCCACACCCCAGUGAAUUUCCUUUCAUCCACAGCUGACUGCUUGGAGCAGACAAACUAAUUAAAUUUAAAGUGUUUCAAAUAUUCAGUCAGAACCGCAGCUACAAAAAGUGUGAAAUUUCUAACUUGCUAAGGCAUUUGUCCAAAGUGUAAGGACAUAUUUGAGCACCUGAUGUGUUUUGUGAUUUGAAAAAGUGAAGUUGCGUUGUAUAAUCCUUCCACCCUGGGAAAAUGGUUCAGAUGCAUAAUUAAGUCUAAAAUAAAUCAGAAAAUCAUGCAUUAUAGUAGUCAUGUCAACGUCUGAAUGGCACUGUAAAUGUUUUAAUUUUUGGAGAGAGCCAUUGUUUUUUUUUUCCAUUUCUUUUUCUAAGCUUUGCUGGAAACUGUCUAGCUGCCUCUUGAGUGAGACGCCUCUUGAGAAUUGAAACAAACGUAAUUAAAUGUUUUGGCCUUCGGUCAGAAGCGAGGCUAAAAAGUUGAGACCUUUGGAGCUUGAUGCUUUGAUAAAAGUUGACUCCAACAGCUGCCGUCUGCUCCAACAAACCAACACGAAUUACAUCCGUUUUUAUUCCGAUGUUGCGCGUAACCUGAAUUUUGCCGGUUAGCAUUCAUCCGUUUCUAGCCGCCACCGCCGCAGCAGCAUAUUCGCUAGGCGAAUUUUAGCUUCGAUGUAAUUUUUCCUGAGUUGAUUGUUUCAUAAUCAUACUUCGUGAUGUUGAGACUGAUAAUGUGAUUCAGAUGAGGUGCCAGAAUGGAAUAUAGCUUCCUGUACCUUCCUGUUUUUGUUUCCAUCUCUGGCCCUAAAUGUACAGAAGCUCUUCUUGUGGCUGGCAGCACACUGCAAUGUCUGACACAAGCCAUACCUGAGCCUCGUCACUGUUGUUGUGGUGCAGGUUCCACCACACGUACGCACACACACACACACACACACACACCUUUGCACAUCGACAUGCAUACACAAACACACACACACACUAUAUGUAUUUACACAUUUAUAUAUAUAUUUAUAUCUGAUCUAGCAUGAAAAAGCAGGUCUUAAGUUCAGCACUAUUGUAUAAAGCAUCCAAAGUGUAACAAGGGUAUAAAAUGUACGUCCGUGUCUUUUCAUUAUCAUUGACUGUGUUCUAAAGGAGAAAAGCAUCAUGGAUACAGGUUUUCCUGGGUGAAGAAGUACCAGCAGGUCCCGUGUGCAGACCUGCUGUAGUACAAGGCGUUUGCCGCACAGGAGAUCCAUCAAUUUCAGCGAUUGUGGCCGCAUUGUAUCAAAGGGAACAUUUAACCGGCGCUGACCUGAUUGCUCCAUUUUGGGAGUGCGCGUGGGUCUCGGGAAGCAGCAGAAGACGUUUUCUGAACCGCCACUCACCUCCUGUCUGCUCGAACAGGGGUAUUUCUCUUUUCUUCUUCUUCCGUUCUCAUCCUGUGCUUUGCGUAUGUGAUGUUUGAGCAAUGGAAAUCUGUUGCAUUCUCAAACUCAGAAACUGAGUCGUCAGAAGAAUUUGAGAGAGUAAAAAAGUCUGUCUCUCUCGCUCUCUUGAAGUAAAAUUUGUCCUCAGUUUUCUACCGGAAUGGGGAAACCAGGGAGACCUCACUGGUUUGGAGAAUCUGGGUUGGAAACGUACCGUUUAUCGAUGCACCACUAUGGUUGAUAUAUUGUAUCCUUUGGCCUUGAAUGUUCAUUGAUUGGGGAGGGUGGGGGGAUAAGCAGUAAAAAAACUGUAUGCAUGUCUGUUGUGUUUUGCAGAGCAAAUGAUGGGAUGGAGCAUAAUCUUGUGUUAAUGUGAGGAUAAAGGUGAAUUCAUGGCGUUGAAACAUUAAAACUCCAAAAAAAAAAAGAAAAAAAAAAGG
Messenger RNA from Poecilia latipinna (sailfin molly), 5180 nucleotides. RefSeq names its product abhydrolase domain containing 17A, depalmitoylase a (gene abhd17aa). Gene Ontology annotation, biological process: regulation of postsynapse organization; protein depalmitoylation. Gene Ontology annotation, cellular component: endosome membrane; plasma membrane. The record is from RefSeq and is a predicted model, not a curated record. Bases 307 to 1395 code for a protein of 362 amino acids. Gene Ontology annotation, molecular function: palmitoyl-(protein) hydrolase activity. Lineage: Eukaryota; Metazoa; Chordata; Actinopteri; Cyprinodontiformes; Poeciliidae. The transcript is spliced from 6 exons.